Molecule: messenger RNA, 1143 nt
Organism: Hansenula anomala
Lineage: Eukaryota; Fungi; Ascomycota; Saccharomycetes; Phaffomycetales; Wickerhamomycetaceae
Gene: NPA3
Product: GTPase NPA3
Exons: 2
Coding region: 1-1143 (380 amino acids)
Molecular function (GO): GTPase activity
Source: RefSeq, a predicted model, not a curated record
AUGGCUCCACAGACUGUUAUCUGUAUUGGUAUGGCCGGGUCCGGUAAAACCACCUUUAUGCAAAGAUUAAACUCACAUUUAUAUUCUAAAAAAACACCACCAUAUGUGAUAAAUUUAGAUCCAGCGGUUUUGAAAGUCCCAUUUGGAGCAAACAUCGAUAUUAGAGAUUCAGUGAAGUAUAAAAAAGUUAUGGAAAACUAUAACCUAGGUCCAAAUGGUGCCAUUGUUACUUCAUUAAAUCUUUUUUCAACUAAAAUUGAUCAAGUUAUUUCAUUAGUUGAGAAAAAAUCUGAUAAAUUUAAAAAUGUUAUCAUUGAUACCCCUGGUCAAAUUGAAUGUUUCAUUUGGAGUGCUUCAGGUGCUAUCAUAACAGAAGCUUUUGCCUCAACUUUCCCAACUGUCAUUGCUUACAUUGUGGAUACUCCAAGAAAUACAUCACCAACUACUUUCAUCUCUAACAUGUUAUAUGCUUGUUCUAUAUUAUACAAAACUAAAUUACCAAUGAUUAUCGUUUUCAACAAGACCGAUGUUCAAAAAGCUGAUUUUGCUAAAGAAUGGAUGACAGAUUUUGAAGCUUUCCAAAAUGCUUUAAAAGCUGAUGAAGAUUCAAAUGAUGGACAAAGCUCGGGUUAUAUGAACUCUUUAGUCAAUUCAAUGUCAUUGAUGUUGGAAGAAUUUUACUCACAAUUGGAUGUUGUUGGUGUUUCAAGUUAUACAGGUGAAGGUUUUGAUGAAUUUUUAGAUGCAGUUGAUAAUAAAGUUGAUGAAUAUGAAAAAUUUUAUAAAGCUGAAAGGGAAAGAAUAUUGAAGGAAAAGGAAGAAAAGGAAAAAAACAAGAAAGAGAAAAAUUUAUCUCAUCUAAUGAAUGAUUUAGGUAUUUCAGGAAAGGGUAAAAAAGAUGAAGUUGAUGUCAUCUCUGAUACUGAAAGUAUUGAAGAAGGUGAACAUGAUGGUAUACUACCAACAGAUGAAGAGGAAGGUAUUGAAAGAGAGUACACAUUCCCAGAAGAUAGAAAUGCUGGUGAAGUUAAUGAUAAUUCAAAUGAAGCAUUACAAGCUCGUUAUCAAGAAGCUUAUGAAAAAGUUGCAAAAGAAGCUUCAAGUCAAACAGCUGAAAAUAUAGCAAACUACAUUCGUCAAUAA